CCAAUCAGAGGACGAGGCUGUGACCCCCGACUCCGGAAGUGGCCGGGUGAAAGAGCAGAGGGUUGACGUGCUUGGUGGGCGCAAGAUGGCGGAUAAAGAAAAGAAGAAGAAAGAGAGCAUUUUGGAUCUCUCGAAAUACAUUGACAAAACAAUUCGAGUAAAAUUCCAAGGUGGUAGGGAAGCUAGCGGAGUCUUGAAAGGAUUUGACCCUCUUCUAAACCUUGUGCUUGAUGGCACUAUUGAAUAUAUGAGAGAUCCAGAUGAUCAAUACAAACUAACAGAGGAUACCCGUCAGCUGGGACUGGUGGUUUGCAGAGGAACAUCUGUGGUUCUUAUUUGUCCGCAGGAUGGAAUGGAAGCUAUUCCAAACCCUUUCAUUCAGCAGCAGGAAGGCUAAUGUUUUCUUGGGACUCAUUGAAGCCUCAAGGCUGGAAAUCAUUGGAGAUAAUGGACAGUGUAUGAGAAACCUUCCCAUUUUGGGGAAUAGAUUGUUUGUUUGGUUUUUUUAAAUGUUCAUUUUAUAAAGGGUGGAAGGACGUUGACCUUUUUGCUUUGCCAUUUGCCACGAUGAUAGCAGGAACACUGAAUGACAACUGCAAAAUAAGAUCUAAUUUUGUUCAAUAAAGAAAAACUUCAUUACUGCUCUAGUCAGUGUUCAGACUGAAGUCUUAAAUGGUACAGGGAUCCCUUUCUCUAUUCUGGGGUUUAAAAUGAUUGCUUGGAACUAAUAGUAGUGGUAGCCAGCAAGCAUGCGUGAGUACUGGGUCUAAAAGACUGACUAAAUACCCCCCAAACCAAGUUUUCAUAGUAGGGAAACAAAGUGGGUGAGGUCAUAUCUUUUAUUGGACCAAUAUCUGUUAGUGAGAGACAAGCUUACACAGCUCUUCUUCAGGUCUGUUUUUUCCAUUCUGUUUUUGUUCCUCUAGGCAGCAGAAUUCAUAGGCAGGGAUCAUUUCAUAGAGCAUCUUAAGCUCUGUACUAGUGAUUUCUUACCUGCCCGCCCACUCUGAUACUUACAGGGAAACAAAUUUGAGUGUUUACUGACUUGUUACCAUUCUUUAUAAACACCAGAGCUAAGAAGGGAAUCGAUCAGUUUCUGGUUCUUGUUCCAAACCUUGCCUUUGGUGGAAUUUCUAAAGUCAGUCUUCCCUAGAAACAUCUGUGGUGAGUGCCCCAGAAAAUUUCAGGCUUGUCUGGGUGACCUAAAACCUACUGAAGUUACCUGUUUUCUUCUAUAUGGCAGAUUGAACCGCGGAGAAGGAACUUUGGUUUUAUCCUGUAGGCUUUAUUUUAAAAUUUAAUCUUCUACUGCAGGCAGUCUAGUAGUAACUAGGUUACUUUGUACCUUGCACACAUACUCCCACUUGUGAUUUCUUCUUGUUGAUUCUUUACUAUGCAUUUCUAAACUUUAUACAUGAUACGUGGGAAAACUUCAGAACAACUGAAUAAAUAAAACCUCUUAUGAGGCUAA
Molecule: messenger RNA, 1471 nt
Organism: Chelonoidis abingdonii (Abingdon island giant tortoise)
Lineage: Eukaryota; Metazoa; Chordata; Testudines; Testudinidae
Gene: LSM7
Product: LSM7 homolog, U6 small nuclear RNA and mRNA degradation associated
Biological process (GO): mRNA splicing, via spliceosome; nuclear-transcribed mRNA catabolic process
Cellular component (GO): spliceosomal tri-snRNP complex; catalytic step 2 spliceosome; U2-type prespliceosome
Molecular function (GO): RNA binding
Source: RefSeq, a predicted model, not a curated record